Anguilla rostrata (American eel) is the source of this 3287-nucleotide messenger RNA. Its product is annotated as coiled-coil domain-containing protein 148-like. The record is from RefSeq and is a predicted model, not a curated record. The transcript has 15 exons. Lineage: Eukaryota; Metazoa; Chordata; Actinopteri; Anguilliformes; Anguillidae. The coding region runs from base 131 to 1936 and encodes 601 amino acids.
UUCCAUUGGACAAAAGUCUGAAACGUGGGGAUUUGAUUGGAGAAGGCAAUUGUAAAACUGACCAAUGAGAGGGGAAAUAUGUGUUUCCUUGGUUACAAAUGUUGUCAACCAACCAUCAGAUAUAUAAUCCAUGGGUGGCAGAGACCUUCGUAUGUUUGUAACAAAUCACAGAGCAGAAGAUAUAGAAAAGCUGACCCUACGGAUAAAAGAUGGUUUGGGAAGCACCAAGUACAAACCAUUGCAGUAUGAGCAAUUACAGCCCUUGCUCGAUGCCAAAAGACUUGCUUGUGCACGCACCGUACAAAAGAUUCAGAAGACCCAGCAAGUGGCACAGAGGACCAGGGAGAACACACUCUUGAGGCAACACAGGGAGGUGUGGAUCCGGGAGCAGGCCAAAUUAAUGAAGGCUGGGGAAACGGCAGAAGCGGACCUUGUGAGUUUUCUGGAGAAAAAUGGAAAUAGCUUCAUAUCACAGAUGCGAGACUACGGGCUGAUCCUGGAGCGGGAGCGGGAGGGAUUCAGAGAUGCUACAGUAAAGCCCAUCUGGCAAUUAAAGGAGGACCUGCAAUAUAGGCUGGCUGAAGUGCGACAGCACACAUCACAACAUUCCAUUCACUCACAGAUCUCUGACUGGGAUUCAGUACUGCAGGAGGUGCAUUCUGUGAAGGACCAGCAAGAAGCAAUUGCAGAAAAGCUACAUUCUGAAUGUUUGUCACUGGAACAGGAGAUCUUUGCAUUAGGAAUUGAGGAGUGUUUCUCUUCUGCACAAGAGAUGUUGGGAGAUUUGACACAGGUUCCAGAGGAGAUCAUGAGUGCCUGGUGUCCCUACCCUGAUUUGAAGUCUUCACUCCUCCAGGAGUUUCAUGCCCUCAGUGAGAAAUAUGAGUCAAAACUACUGACUAUCAGAAAAUGCCUGCAGGAAAUAGGCAGAUACUGUGGUUGGCCAGAAGAGGAUCACAUGGUGUUUCAGAUGGUCAUGAGUCAGUACCCACAUGACCUGAACAACUACCGAACUCUCUCCAUGGACAUGUUACAGAGACUUCUCCCUCACAGAUUAAGACAGGAGCUGAAGGACCACGAGCAGUCUUGGGACCAGUACCGCUUUGCUCAGACCCAUCAGCGGGCAGUGCUCCAGAGUUGGUGGCAGGACCAGGCCGGACUGCUGAUCAAGUCUCUGGCGAUUCUGGAAGAGGCCCGGGUGGCCCACCAGGAAGAGCUGACCCUGCAGAGCCAACGGAGACACCAGCAGGAGAUCUCCAACCAGCUGAAAGAGAAGCUGCAGCUGUGGCGUGCCCAGCAGGAGGAAGUGGCCAGACUGGAGGCUGCCAUCGCGUCCAGGAGACAGGAGGAAGAGGAAGACAGGCUGAGGAGGGAGCAGGAGAGAGACAGGGCCCGGAGGGCUGUACAGAAAGAGAGGGUAAAAGAGUUCUAUACCGAAAAACAGAGGAGGAGAGAGGAACAGGAGAAGAAGGACCAAGAGCGACUGGAAGAACUGAGGGAACUUAUGGUUGAGCAAGCAAGAAGAGACAAGGAGAGGGUGCAGUUUCGGGAAGCGCUCCUGCUGCAGCGAAAGAGGGAAAGGGAGGCACAAGCACUCCUGAGACUGGAGGAGGAGGCGGAGAAACAGGGACAUCUGGAGGCCCUCAGGAACCAGGUUGCAGUUGUAGUAGAGGCAGACCCAGAGAGAAUGAUGGGAAACACCAAGGCCUGGCAGAGCCGGCACCAGACAGGAGAAGAAUUUGUCCUGCAAAAGCCCCUGUAUCCGCUAUAUUCCUUCACUGACAGACAGAUUGUGUCCGAUCCAAGAGUCCGGAUUGAGCAAGCUCUGCGGGAGGCAGGAUUUCACAAUUCACCAUAUGCCAGGGAGGUUUUGUCUUCUGUCCAUCCUCCAAGACUGCCCCGGCGGGACACAGAGUCUACUAUAUUUAAAUCCUGACCUGGACACAGAGUCUACCAUGUACAACUCCUGACCUGGGCACAUAGUCUAGCAUGUACAACUCCUGAUUUGGACACAGAGUCUACCAUGUACAACUCCUGACCUGGGCACAUAGUCUAGCAUGUACAACUCCUGAUUUGGACACAGAGUCUACCAUGUACAACUCCUGACCUGGGCACAUAGUCUAGCAUGUACAACUCCUGAUUUGGACACAGAGUCUACCAUGUACAAAUCCUGACCUGGACACAUAGUCUAGCAUGUACAACUCCUGAUUUGGACACAGAGUCUACCAUGUACAACUCCUGACCUGGGCACAUAGUCUAGCAUGUACAACUCCUGAUUUGGACGUAGUCUUAUCAUGUUAAAAUCCUGGCCUGGACACAGCGUCCACUAUAUUUAAAUCCUGGCCUGGACACAGCGUCCACUAUACUUAAAUCCUGGCCUGGGCACAGAGUCCACAAAAUUUAAAUCCUGAUCUGGACACAGAAUCCACCACAUUUAAAUGGGACUCCCAGCCAGAUGGCACUGGCACAAUCCAGACUUCAAUCUGGGCCAUGGGUGCAUCACUGAACCAUGCUAAAGUUCCAUAAGGGUGCUCAAUUUUUAUGUUUCAAUUUUAGAGGAAUGUAAUUAUAGAACUGACUGUAAUUAAUUAUAUUAGAAAUAUUACUUAAAGAAAAUCCGUUUGUCCUGUGCUGUUUGUUCCAUACUGUCAUUUUUUUAUGCUACAAAACAGGAAACCACACUGCUGAUAUUUCAUUAAAUUUGUCAAGACCAUCUUUCCAGAAAAUGUGAUGUGUGAAAUGUCGUAUCUAUAUAUUCAUGCCAUCAUGUAUCAUAUAUUUAUGCCAUUUUCUGUUAAUGUUUCUCCACUAAGAUCUGACCAGAGUUCUAACCUGUAUUAAUUUGUUUUAAUGUCACUGUCUCAGUUUCAGUAUUUAGGUGCAAUUCCUUGCAAUCAGCCCAGACCUAAAUUUACCAACACUGAAAUUAUCAAGUGUAGCAAAAGAACAUAAAAUGACAAGGAAAAUGGACUGAAUAUAAUCAAAUCAGAAAAUCUGUGCUGGUUUUCCAUUCCUUGUGGGAUUUUCAUCACAGGGAGCAUUAUAGAACAUCUGUGGUAUACCUAGAAUUGCAUCCAAAGCAUAGAUUUUUGAAGAGAUUUUUGUGAUAGAGCUGGCUUAAUUUCCUGGUCCAGCACCCAUAUUGUGGCAGUUCCAACGUUUAAAUGCCUUCUUAUGUUGAUGUUGAGGUUCUGUUCGCUCUUUGCGUUUUUCCUGUAACAGUCGUAAAUCAGAGGGCACUACAAUAGUUGCAAUAAGUAACAAUAAAAUGCAUUUGGAUUAAACCA